CGAUUGUAUUUACGUUUUACGAAACAUGACAUGAUAAAAAUAUUUAGGACACUCAGCCACCGUCUUGUUAACCUAAGACGGAUUUCUUUGUUAACAGUGGGAACUGCUGUACUAAGGAAGUUACAUAUAUAUGAAAGAAUGACAUCUGUCACUUUAGAGUCCCUAAAUUUUGACAAUUUAGCCCUCCGUUCCCUUCCUAUUGACCCAGAGAAGGAAAACUUUAUACGACAAGUUUCAGGUGCGUGCUUCUCGAAAGUAAAACCAACGCCAGUAUCCAACCCACAGUUAGUCGCAGCUUCAGUUCCUGCACUGUCACUCAUUGAUCUCGACGCAGCACAGAUAGAAAGGGAAGACUUUGCAGAAUUCUUCAGUGGAAACAAGCUGUUGCCUGGUUGUGACACUGCUGCACACUGCUACUGUGGUCAUCAGUUUGGGUAUUUCUCUGGACAGCUGGGAGAUGGAGCUGCAAUGUAUCUUGGUGAGAUUGUCAACAAAUCUGGGGAGAGAUGGGAGAUACAGUUCAAAGGUUCAGGACUGACUCCGUAUUCUCGUUCAGCUGAUGGCAGGAAGGUUCUCCGUAGUACCAUCAGGGAAUUCCUGUGUAGUGAGGCCAUCCAUCACUUGGGAAUUCCCACAACAAGAGCAGGAACAUGUGUCACAUCUGACUCCCGGGUGAUCAGGGAUGUAUUUUACGAUGGAAAUCCAAUACAAGAGAGAUGCUCAAUAGUGCUCAGAAUUGCUCCAACAUUUCUCAGGUUUGGGUCAUUUGAGAUUUUCAAACCAACAGAUUCAGAAACAGGAAGGAAGGGGCCAAGUGUUGGAAGAAAUGAUAUCCUGACCCAGAUGUUAGAUUAUACUGUCCAGACAUUUUACCCUGAAAUAUGGAAAGCUCACAGCUCUGACAAAACAACAACUUAUGUAGAAUUCUUCAAGGAGCUGACAAGAAGAACUGCAAGAUUAGUAGCAGACUGGCAGAGUGUAGGCUGGUGCCAUGGAGUUCUGAACACAGACAACAUGAGUAUUGUUGGAGUGACCAUUGAUUAUGGUCCAUUUGGUUUUAUGGACAAAUAUGACCCAGACUUUAUUUGUAAUGCCUCAGAUGAUGGUGGAAGGUAUACAUACAUAAAACAACCCCAGAUUUGUAAGUGGAACAUGAAGAAGUUUGCGGAGGCUAUUCAGGGGGUGGUUCCCUUAGCAAGGACAAUUCCAGAAACCAAGAUAUUUGAUGAAGAGUAUAGUGACUACUACACAAAGAAAAUGAGGAAAAAGUUUGGUUUGAUCAACAAAACAGAUGAAGAAGAUGGAAAGAUGACAGGAUCUUUUCUGGACACUAUGCAGAAGACUGGAGCUGAUUUCACUAACUGCUUUCGCUGUCUGAGUCGCCUCCCUUUGCCUGGCUCUCCUGAUUACGAAGAUAAAUUACAGGAGGUUAUUCAGUACAUCCUUACCCAGUGUUCAACUGUAGAGGAGCUGAAGAAAGAUUAUAGACCUAGAAUGAAUCCAAGGCAGUUUCAGAUGAUUCUAAUGUUGAUGGAAACAAAUCCACAGAUUGCUUCUUCACUAGGAAGAGGGUUUUCUGCCUUUACCCAAGAAAUAGAAAGGCUUGAAAAAUACAAAGAAUUAGAGAAAAUUACAGAGGAGGACAAGAAGAAAGAGAACACAGAACUAUGGACAAGCUGGUUCAGAAGUUAUACUGAUAGGUUGAAGAAAGAAGUAGAGGGAGUGACUGACUUAGAGGCAGCCAAUCAGAAGAGAAAAGAGGUCAUGAAUGCUACGAACCCAAGGUUUAUUCUCAGGAACUACAUAGCUCAGAAUGCAAUAGACGCAGCUGAAAAGGGAGAUUUCUCUGAGGUGCGUCGAGUGCUGAAGCUAUUGGAAACACCAUAUAGUGAUGAAACAAAUCUGGAAAGUCUUCUUCAGAAGCCAAUUGAAGUUUCCAAAGGGGCAACUAAGGAAGAUGAUUCCAGUGGUGAUCUACCAAGGACAUUUGUAGGACAGUAUUAUGAUGAUAAGCCACCAAUGUGGUCAGCUGACCUGAGGGUCACUUGAUCCUCAUAAAACCUCACAGACUUUGCCUGUUCCUGAAGACUGGACUCUGAUGUCAUAUUUCAUAAAACUGGUUUACUUCAGACGUAUAUAAUAAGUGGUAGUUAUAGCGAGAUACUGAUGAUUCAAUCUUCAAAAUCACUAUUUUUAAACAGUAGUGAUCAAAAUAAGAAUUAUCUAAUAACAAUUUAUUGAUAUUCCCCUUUUUAGGGGAUUGUUUCUGAAUUUCAUUUUGAUAUUAUUUCUCUAUAUUCAAUGCAGUCUGCACCUCUGAAUGUGAUAUUUAUGAGAACUUAAUGAAAUUGUAUGUGAUUUAAGGGCUGUGUAAACAUGUCUUCCACAACAGUUAAUUGUAAUGAGACUUGGCAGCAGUGAUUUCAAUAAUUAGGAACAGGCUGUCACAUAGUUCUGUGUGGUAUUAACAGAAAGGGAUAUUAUAAUAUUACAUGAUUUAAAGAAAUGUAACAUUUCUUUUUUAUGAUGGUGUUGAAUUCAACCUUAUUAGGUAUUCAAAACUUGAACUUCAAAAUCAUGUAUAACUGUAGCCAAGAACUACUGAUUUUUGAUAAAGUUUUUUUUAAAUUUUUUUUUUAUUUCAACUCUUUUGGUCCUACAUAAUGGUCAAAAUGUGACUGGAACAAUAUUUAUUUUUCAAUGAACUGUACAAACUAGAUUGGUUUAAAAUACAUUUUAGAGAAAAAAAUUUAUCGCUAAAUAUUUUGAAAUGUUAGGCAUAUCAUAUUGUA
Messenger RNA from Saccostrea echinata, 2792 nucleotides. RefSeq names its product protein adenylyltransferase SelO, mitochondrial-like. The transcript is spliced from 13 exons. The record is from RefSeq and is a predicted model, not a curated record. The coding region runs from base 31 to 2049 and encodes 672 amino acids. Lineage: Eukaryota; Metazoa; Mollusca; Bivalvia; Ostreida; Ostreidae.